AUGUCUAAAAGAAUUCAAAAGAUUCUUGCCAGGUAUGAAAAGGAAAAGGAGGAACUGAAUCAAGAGCCUUCUAAUACUCAAAAAAGAGAUCAUCCCAAAGAAAUGCUCCAAUUCAGGCAAAACUUUGAAAAGGAAUUAGGAAAAUGCAACAUUAGCCAGAGGAAGAAGAUGUUUAUCUGCCUGAAGGGAGACCAAAAACUCCGUGUUUUCGCAUACCCAUCAAAAUACGCCAUAAUAGAAAAGAACGCGCCUUUAGAGACAAUGACCAUUAGCAAAGAGAAGGCCUCCGAUUUUCGACAAACUAGCCAAGUAGCACUAGUCACCGUUGGUCCAAAGGGGACUCAGAAAUUCAUGUGCUCUAAGGAGGGUUACAUGGACGUGGCCAAUUACUUUAUCUGCUCUCCGUGUCCUAUGGGAAUUAGGAUGCAACAAAUUGCCUCCUGGUAUACCGUUAGGACGGUUAACAGAACCACUAAAGAUACCCCACAGGAAGAAGGCUGUGCGAAGGAAUAUCAAAGAAAGGAUAUUUUCGGAGAUAUUUCUGAUGUGUCGUCCUCAGACGAAACGGUGAAGAGUUUGCCUAAGAAGAAGAAGAAGAAGCAGGAAAAGAGUGCCCUUUUAGAAAGCAGUUCUACCUCUUCCUCUAAAUCAUCGUCAUCCAGUUUUACGAUAUCAAAAAUUAUAAAUCAAUGUUUGGAUACCAUCUACGGCGACGCUCCCAUUGAAGUUUCUUCUGACGAAUCGGAUAAGCCAAAAGAAAAACUUUACGCGAGGAAAAGAAAGCCAUCACCAAUUGAUUUCUUUACUUUAAGGAAAAGGGUUAGGAAAUCGAGUGAGAAAACAACAGAUUCCAGUAAAAGACCAUCUUUGAUGCCGUUAUGCUCAAUUACAAACAUAAAGAAGGAGAACGAAUCGAUUGAAGGUGCAAGUACCAGUAAGGUUGCUUGCUUAGAAGGAAGUAAGCGCAAAUCUUUGACUCCGAUAUGCUCAAAUGAAGGAAAUAAAAUGAAAGUGAGCAAAUCGACUGAAAAAGCAUUGCCUCCAUCAGAAACUAAGGGAUUCAGGCCAUCGAUUAAAUUAAAACCAAUCACCACUAAGAGUAAUGCCUUAGAAAGAUGUUUGGCCAGUUUCAUGACUCCUAUAUGCCCAGAUGAAGAAAAUCCCAAUAAAAAGGAAAAAUCAAACGAAGACUCGAAUACUACUCCAUCGCCUAAAAGAGAUAGUCCAGGAGAUCCUCUUAAAGAACAGAACUAG
Molecule: messenger RNA, 1254 nt
Organism: Rodentolepis nana
Lineage: Eukaryota; Metazoa; Platyhelminthes; Cestoda; Cyclophyllidea; Hymenolepididae
Source: the annotation of a GenBank genome assembly